Messenger RNA from Syzygium oleosum, 1477 nucleotides. RefSeq names its product thiosulfate/3-mercaptopyruvate sulfurtransferase 1, mitochondrial-like. Gene Ontology annotation, cellular component: mitochondrion. The coding region runs from base 164 to 1291 and encodes 375 amino acids. The transcript is spliced from 12 exons. The record is from RefSeq and is a predicted model, not a curated record. Gene Ontology annotation, molecular function: thiosulfate-cyanide sulfurtransferase activity. NCBI's taxonomy places the organism in Eukaryota, Viridiplantae, Streptophyta, Magnoliopsida, Myrtales, Myrtaceae. Gene Ontology annotation, biological process: transsulfuration.
CAAGGAACACAGCGAGCGGUGCAGAACACAGUUUCGAGAGCUUUGGUGUCGUGGCAAAUCAUCUUUCUCAGAUAGAGAGAGAGAGAGAGAGAGAGAGAGAGGCGCAUCUGCGAAUCAAAUAUCGAUCGCGGCUGAAAUUUCUACGGUAGCAGCAGCUGCUUAAAUGGCAUCAGCCCUCGUCGCAAGGACCUUUCUUACUCAUCGCCUCACUCCCUCCUCACUCCCUCCCGCUUUCAAGGCUCCGGUUUGCGCCUCCCUUUUCACCAAGAGAACUUAUUCCGCGUCACGUGGCUCGAGGUUUGCAGCUCAACGAUCUUGUCGAACUUUUCAUCCUAUGGCUUCUGCAGUUUUCCAAACGAGAGCGAACUAUACUGCACAAUCCGUGUCUACAAGUGAACCUGUUGUUUCAGUUGAUUGGCUCCAUGCAAAUCUCAGAGAGCCGAACAUGAAGGUGUUGGAUGCAUCAUGGUAUAUGCCAGAUGAGCAACGGAAUCCAAUUCAGGAGUACCAGGUUGCUCACAUUCCUGGAGCUCUUUUCUUUGACGUGGAUGGAAUAUCAGAUCGAACUACAAAUCUGCCACACAUGCUGCCCUCAGAGCAAGCUUUUGCUGCUGCUGUCUCUUCUCUUGGAAUUCAAAACAAGGAUGGGGUGGUUGUCUACGAUGGAAAAGGGAUUUUUAGUGCAGCUCGUGUCUGGUGGAUGUUCCGAGUGUUUGGGCAUGAUAGAGUCUGGGUGUUGGAUGGAGGUCUACCAAGAUGGCGAGCUUCAGGUUACGAUGUUGAAUCAAGUGCUUCGAGUGAUGCUAUUUUAAAAGCAAGUGCUGCCAGCGAGGCAAUAGAGAAAGUGUAUCAGGGACAGGCAGUUGGGCCAAUCACAUUUGAGACCAAAUUUCAGCCACAUCUUGUCUGGACACUUGAUCAGGUGAAAGGAAACAUUGAGGAGAAGAGUCACCAACACAUUGAUGCCAGAUCAAAGGCCAGAUUUGAAGGUUCUGUGCCAGAGCCUCGAAAGGGAAUUCGGAGCGGCCAUGUACCUGGAAGCAAAUGUGUUCCUUUUGCACAGAUGUUGGAUUCUUCGCAGACAUUGUUGCCGCCUGACGAGCUUAAGAAGAGAUUUGAUGAAGAAGGUAUCUCUUUGGAAAGUCCCGUCGUAACUUCCUGCGGUACUGGCGUUACAGCUUGCAUUCUUGCAUUGGGACUCCAUCGUCUUGGGAAGCAUGACGUUGCUGUUUAUGAUGGAUCAUGGACCGAAUGGGGCGCCGAAUCUGACACUCCUGUCAACAAAUCAUAAGAAAAAAGACCACUUCCAAGCGAUACAUGCUACAGAAUCUCUCAGUAUGAGGUCUACAUUUUGGCUGCUUGAUUGUGACAAGAGAGAUUGUACCAAGUAAAAUGUGGUUUUAUGUUUCCCUUUGUCAAUUGCAAUUUGUCUUUAACAGGGGCAAUUGUGUACGUGAAUAAAGGAAAUUAGUGCAAA